AUCUUUCAUUUGAUGAAAAAGAAGUCGAUAUAGGAAUGGAUAAUAAUAUGUCAUUAAAUAGAAUUCACGUCACUCCACAAUUAAAUUUAAUAAUUAAAAAUUUUAAUUAUAACGAUUCUGGAAUUUAUCGUUGUCAUGGUAAACAAGGCGAAGAAAUAGACGAAAAAUUUAAUUAUAAAUUAGAAGCGGUUUAUGAAGAUAUAUCAACUGAAAGUUUGCCAAGAGGAAAUUUAUCAGAUUGGCAAAAAUAUCAAGAAACUUAUUUGAUUCCAAUUACAAUACGUUUUACAGUUUCAAAAAUGAAAGAAAUAUCCUUAAUAAGAAAAGCAGGUAUUACAUUAGAAUUAAUAUCAGAAUGGGGACCUUGGAGUCCUUGUGAGAAUUGUAAAUUUGGAAUAGGAUAUAAAAUUAGCAAAGGCUUUUGUAGAAUAAAAUCAACAAUUAAUAAAACCAUUGAAAAGGAUUCAAAUGAAAGUUUAAUUUUAUUUUUUCGAUCAUCUCCAUUAUUGCCUUGCAGAUCAAUUGCAUUAAAUAAUUAUCCAGGUAUUAGUAGUGCAACGAGAUAUUUACCUGAAUUUAUUUUAGAGAAAAAAUGUAAGAAAUGUAAAAAAAUUAAACGAAUUAAAUUUCAUAAAUUUAAAUACAAGAAAAAAUAUGUUUUGACGGAAGGAGCUCAUUUAUCAAUAUCCUGUCCUGAAUCAACAUUAGAAUCGCAAGUAAUUUGGAGAAAAGAUGCUUUUCUUUUAGAUAAAGGAAAAGGACAUUCUUUUCGCAAAAAGGAUCCAGAACCACGAGUUUUUAUUGAUACUUUCUCUACCCUUUAUCUCAAAGAUGUUUCACAAGAGGAAGAAGGAAAUUAUACUUGUUAUGUUAAUAAUAUCAAAAUGAUGCAAUUAAAAAUUAUUGUCGCACUUACUUCAAAUCUUUUAACUCAGGUUUUUCUUCGUCAUUUAUUAUAUUUGGGAUUUAUUUUAAUUCUCUCAUCGUUCUGCUAUUGUUCUGGAUUAGUUGCCGUUUUUCGACGACGAGAUAAAUUUGAAAUUCAAAAUUACGAGGAAAUUAAAGCUCGAAUACAGGACAGAAAACCAUUUUUUGAGGAGGAAAUUGAAUAAUUCUUUUUUUAUAUUUAAAAAGUUUUUUUUUAAAAAAAGUAAGUUACUAACUGUAACAUUUGAAAUUAUUAAAUUUU
This is a messenger RNA of Leptopilina boulardi, 1189 nucleotides long. RefSeq lists its product as uncharacterized. The transcript is spliced from 8 exons. The record is from RefSeq and is a predicted model, not a curated record. Bases 36 to 1112 code for a protein of 358 amino acids. Lineage: Eukaryota; Metazoa; Arthropoda; Insecta; Hymenoptera; Figitidae.